Messenger RNA from Penaeus vannamei (Pacific white shrimp), 1778 nucleotides. RefSeq names its product homologous-pairing protein 2 homolog. Gene Ontology annotation, biological process: meiotic strand invasion involved in reciprocal meiotic recombination; meiotic joint molecule formation; homologous chromosome pairing at meiosis. Gene Ontology annotation, cellular component: DNA recombinase auxiliary factor complex; condensed nuclear chromosome. Gene Ontology annotation, molecular function: double-stranded DNA binding; recombinase activator activity. Lineage: Eukaryota; Metazoa; Arthropoda; Malacostraca; Decapoda; Penaeidae. The record is from RefSeq and is a predicted model, not a curated record.
CUAAGACAUUCUCCGAGUCCGACUUUGUUUACACUCCGAGCGCGAAAGACAAAACGUUUGGAAGUUACGUGCAAAUACCUUCAUUCUCCGUCUACAAACUCCGCCAAAAUGAGCAAGAAAGAUGCAGAUUCGACGGCACGGAUCCGCCAGUACUUGGAGCACCAGAAUAGGCCUUAUAGUGUGAAUGACAUCUUCAUGAACCUGCAUAAGGAGAUUGGGAAAACCGCGGUUCAGAAAUGCCUUGACCAGCUCGUUGCCGAUGGCAGCGUUAAGGAAAAGGUUUAUGGCAAGCAAAAGGUGUAUGUGUUUGACCAGUCACAGUUCCCCCCCCUUGACGAGACCCAGCUAAAGGAGAUGGACAGAAAGAUCACAGACCUUAAUGACACCAUCAAACAUAGGGAAAAACUUUGUGGGGAGACAGAAGGCAGACUGCGUUCUCUGAAUUCCAGUUUGACCACUGAAGAAGCAGAAAAGAAAUUGCAGAAUUUGGAGGAAGAAGUGUCAAGACUAAAGAAAAAACUGUCAGACCUACAAGAAAACCAGGUACUGAUCUCAAAGGAGGAAAAAGAUAAAAUCAACUCAGAAAAUGAGAAGAUGGUGAAGAUGUGGAGAAAGAGAAGACGAAUGGCCAUGGAUAUUCUCGAUGCCAUCCUCGAAGGAUAUCCAAAGAAGAAGAAGGAUUUAUUUGAUGAUAUUGGCAUUGAAACAGAUGAAGAUGUUGGUGUCAAACUACCAAAGGCUUAAAGAAUUAUAUCUUUUAUUAGUAAUAUAGAAGCAUAUGAUAUGGAAAAUAGGUUUUUGUCAUAGAUAAGUUUCAGAUUUGCUGACAUGUUAAGAGGAAUGAAAGCUAUCAGUUGUAUAGAAUUUCAUGUAUUACUUAUUCAAGGACAAAAUUUUUAAAGAAGAAAUCUUACAUUCAUGUGAUUUCAGGUUAAUUGUUGAAGUACAUUUCAUGUGAAACAAUUUACAAAUUACAAAAAUGUUUAUGUUUUUUUUUCUCUUGAUCUCUCCCUUCUGUCUUCCUUUCCUUUUUUGUAAUGGUAGAGACAUGAAUUUGAUUUUGUUUAGAUUCGAGUAAGGUACUACAUUCUAGAAUAAUAUUGUUUUGUUUUUUUAUGAGAUAAAAAAAGUCUGAAACACUGCUUGGUAUUGAAAUCUAUGUAUGAAUUAUUUGAUUUGUGAAAAUGUGUGAUCUGUUAUAUGAGAAUGUAAAUUAGAAUUAUAUAUUUUCUAUAUAGAUUUUUAUGGUAUAGUGUUUAUAGAUUACAUGGCUGUAAGAGUAAGAUUUAUAUAUUUCUCGAGAUGCCUGGAUAUAUGUGUCACUAUCAUAUUUGAUAAUCAACAUUAAAGUAUUUUCAGUGAUUUUUUAGUAUUAAUUUUCCUUUUCUGCUUUUAUGAGUACAAAAGUGAUAAUGCAUGUAUUUUUACCCGAUAUAGUAUGUAAAGAUAAAGGAGGAAAAAUAGCUUUAUGUUUAUAUGAGACACUCAAAUUAUCUAAGCUAUUAUUUUGCCUUAGAAUUUCUGCAUAGUGUAAAUUCCUUAUUGGUACAGUUGAUUUAUGGCAGUGCACAUGGGAUGACAAAGAAGAAAAUGACAGUUGCAAAAUAUGUAUGCUAAGGGAAACAAAUAUGUUAGACAUUUGUUAAAAACUGAACGAGUCUGAAGAAGUAUGCAGUGUUGAUAAUGGAAAGUAAAGCAGAAUGAAUUGCAAGUGAUUAAAGGUAAGAACAGUCAUGUGAAAAGUACUGAUGGAUCUGAAACAUUUGAUGCCUAUAUAA